This is a messenger RNA of Oncorhynchus nerka (sockeye salmon), 2807 nucleotides long. It is a transcript of the gene aipl1, whose product is annotated as aryl hydrocarbon receptor interacting protein-like 1. The transcript has 6 exons. The coding region runs from base 128 to 1123 and encodes 331 amino acids. Gene Ontology annotation, molecular function: peptidyl-prolyl cis-trans isomerase activity; protein binding. The record is from RefSeq and is a predicted model, not a curated record. Lineage: Eukaryota; Metazoa; Chordata; Actinopteri; Salmoniformes; Salmonidae.
GUGUUCAUACCUCUCUAUGCCUCACACCUGCUAUAAACUACCCUAGCAGAAACACAUACAGACAGACACACAUUAUAUACACACACCUAUUUAUUUAUUCUACACAGACAGACAGCCAUAUAGAAAAAUGUCUUCAGAUAUGGAUGGGACCAUGCUCCUGGGGGUGGAAGGCAUUAAGAAAACCAUCCUGUAUGGAGGGACAGCUGAGAUGCCCCGGUUCAUUACUGGGACCAAGGUGACCUUCCAUUUCCGUACCCAGCUGUGUGAUGAUGAUCGUACGGUGAUAGACGACAGUAAGGUGACUGGUGUGCCAAUGGAGGUGGUGAUCGGGAACAUGUUCAAGCUGGAGAUCUGGGAGACCCUGCUCACCUCCAUGAGGAUCGGAGAGGUGGCCGAGUUCUGGUGCGAUGUCACCCACACUGGCCUCUACCCCCUGGUGGCCAAGAGCUUGCGGCGCAUCGCGGAGGGCAAGGACCCUGUGGACUGGCACAUCCAUUCGUGUGGCAUGGCCAACAUGUUUGCCUACCACACCCUGGGCUAUGAUGACCUGGACCAGCUACAGAAGGAGCCUCAGCCUCUCUACUUUGUACUGGAACUGGUCAAGGUGCAGCAGCCCAGUGAGUAUGACAGGGAGUCGUGGGCUCUGAAUGAUGAGGAGAGACUGAAAGCUGUGCCCUUGCUCCACGGCCAGGGGAACAAGCUCUACAAACUGGGGCGCUACCAGGACGCCACCAACAAAUACAAAGAGGCCAUAGUCUGCGUCAAGAACAUACAGCACAAGGAGAAAGCAUGGGAAGCCCCCUGGCUGAAGCUAGAGAAGAUGGGGAACAUGCUGACUCUCAACUACUGCCAGUGUCUGCUCCGUAUGGAGGAGUACUAUGAGGUCAUAGAGCAUACCAGUGACAUCAUCAAUCAGCACCCAGGUGAAAUGAAGGCGUUCUACGUGCGAGGGAAGGCCCACAUUGAGGUGUGGAACGAAGCUGAGGCGCGGGCUGACUUUGAGAGGGUUCUAGAUCUGGACCCUGGCAUGAAGAAGGCUGUUAAGAAAGACCUGGGUGUCCUCAACAUGAGGAUGGAGGAGAAGAAUGAGGAGGAUAAAGUCAAGUACAAGGGCAUGUUCUGACAUGGCCCAGGAGAUAUGCAGAUAUGGAGGGGGAGGGUCAAUGUCAAAGUUAAAGUGGACAGCACAGAUGGUGCUUGUGGAGGAAGAGAGGAGAGAUGGGCAAAGCAGGAGUGAGAGAGAGAGGGGUGAGAGAGAGAGAGAGAGAGAGAGAGAGAGAGAGAAAAAAAAUGUAUCCUAGAUCAUUGUUACUUAUUUAUCUAUGUUUUUCCUGGAACAUUGUUUGGUGGUCAAUCCAUUUGGGUAGAACAUGUAUCCAUUAUGUCUGACUUGAAUGGUUGAAGCCCAACAAGUACUGCAUCUAGUCAUAAAAUGCAAAUAAAUAUUGGUGUAGAUUAUGUACUCAUCAGAUAUUGAACGAAUAUGUUAUUUUGUUCCUUCCUCUAAUCCAUGGCACGCUACAUGACCAAAAGUAUGUGGACAACUGCUCCUCGAACAUCUCAUUCCAAAAUCAUGGGCAUUAAUAUGGAGUUGGUGCCCCCUUUGCUGCUAUAACAGCCUCCACUCUUCUGGGAAGGCUUUGCACUAGAUGCUGGAACAUUGCUGCAGGGACUUGCUUCCAUUCAGCCACAAGAGUAUGAGGUUGGGCACUGAUGUCGGGGAUUAGGCCUGGCUCACAGUCGGCGUUCCUAUUCAUCCCAAAGGUGUCGAUGGGGCUGAGUUCAGGGCUCUGUGCAGGCCAGUCAAGUUAUUUCACACCGAUCUUGACAAACCAUUUCUGUAUGGACCUCACGUUGUGCAUGGGGGCAUUGUCAUUCUGAAUACUGAAACAGGAAAGGGCCUUGCCCAAACUGUUACAACAAAGUUGGAAGCAGAGAACCGUCUAGAAUGUCAUUGUAUGCUGUAGUGUUAAGAUUUCCCUUCACUGGAACUAAGGGGCCUAGCCCGAACGAUGAAAAACAGCUCCAGACCAUUAUUCUUCUUCCACCAGACUUUACAUUUGGGCAGAUAGUGUUCUGCUGGCAUCCGCCAAACCCAGAUUCGUCCGUCGGACUGCCAGAUGGUGAAGCGUGAUUCAUCACUCCAGAGAAAGCGUUUCCACUGCUCCAGAGUCCAAUGGCAGCGAGCUUUACACCACUCCAGCCGACGCUUGGCAUUGCACAUGGUGAUCUUAGGCUUGUGUGCGACUGCCUGGCCAUGUAAACCCAUUUCAUGAAGCUCCCAAAGAACAGUUAUUGUGCUGACAUUGCUUCCAGAGGCAGUUUGGAACUUGGUAGUGAGUGUUGCAACUGAGGACAGACAAUUUAUACGCGCUACGCUCUUCAGCACUUGGCGGUCCCAUUCUGUGAGCUUGUGUGGCCUACCACUUAGCGACUGAGCCGUUGUUUCUCUUAGACGUUUCCACUUCACAAUAACAGUAUUUAUAGUUGACCGGGGAAGCUCUAGCAGGGUAGAAACUUGACGAACUGACUUGUUGGAAAGGUGGAAUCCUAUGACUGUGCCACGUUGAAAGUCUGAGCUCUUCGUUAAAGCCAUUCUACUGCCAAUGUUUGUCUAUGGAAAAUGCAUGGCGGUGUGCUCGAUUUUAUACACCUGUCAGCAAUGGGUGUAGCUGAAAUAGCUGAAUCCACUAAUGAAGGGGUGUCCACAUAUUUCUGUUCAUAUAGUGUAUCUAUAUUGUUUUAAAGGGAUUUUCACACACUGACAAAAAAUGUAUACCGUCAAUAAACUUAGCCAAUUCUCUGUA